Molecule: messenger RNA, 1072 nt
Organism: Gadus morhua (Atlantic cod)
Lineage: Eukaryota; Metazoa; Chordata; Actinopteri; Gadiformes; Gadidae
Product: stonustoxin subunit beta
Exons: 4
Coding region: 199-852 (217 amino acids)
Molecular function (GO): protein binding
Source: RefSeq, a predicted model, not a curated record
UAGAUUGAUUAGUAUGCCUGUCAAAUUGUCAACAGCUCAUUCAUGCCACUGGUCAAAGGAGGACAACCAGAAUGUAAUUUAGUCGUUCUAGAGAUAAGUUCGUUCUAGAGAUGCAGUUUAGUCGUACGCUUCAAGUAGUGUCUAGUAAACGGAUUGUCCAUCUUAAACUGCAGGACCACUGUAUGUCUACAUAUAACAAUGAAACGGAGCAACCAUCAGCCCUGCCCUGAGAUUCGACAAAUGGAAGACAACCAACCAGCGCCAGCUUCCACAACCACACCUUUUGCCGUGAAUCAACUGGAGCUCAAGACCAGAGCUGAGUUUGUAAAAUAUUACCGUCACCUCACACUUGACCCGAACACAGCAUACAGAGAGCUUUCUCUUUCCCAGGGAAAUAGGAGUGUGGAACUUAAAGAUCAAGUGCAGGACUAUCCCUACCGCCCUGAGAGAUUCACCCAUCUUUGGCAGGUGAUGUGUAAAGAACAUCUGUCCGAACGCUCCUACUGGGAGGUAGAGUGGACCGGUUCAAUAGAGAUAGCGGUGUGUUAUGAAGACAUUGGCCGGUCAGACUAUUACCACGAGUGUGCGUUUGGGUGCAAUGAGAAUUCCUGGAGUUUGGAUUUGAAUAAAAACAACCGUUGUUUCCGCCACAAUGAUGUUGAGAUUUCAUUGCCGGAGCAUCAGUUGUCAAGAGUCGCUGUGUACCUGGAUCACAGCGCAGGUGUUCUGGCCUUCUACAGUGUUUCCGGCGACACUUUGAGCCUCAUUCACAGAGUCCAGACCACUUUCAUGAAGCCCCUCUACCCUGGGUUGUGGGUUGCCGACCACGCUGAUCUGUGUGAUCUGAGGUGAUGACAGAAUGGUUCCGUUUUUUCAAUAAAGGCUCAAGGCUCAGGAUUUAAACUGGAGCACUGGAGGGAGAACAAAUAGGGAAAAUUGUCAGGAAAAUUGUAGGGUUUCUCUAUCAGGGUAAAAUGUAACUUAAAAUAUAUUGAUCUUAUAUUUUUUUUAUCCAUAAUGCAUAUUACUGUAAUUUCGAAAUAAAAUGUAUCACAAAUCCUGCUAAAGCUUA